AUGCCCAAGUUUUCUCUGAUACACAGACCAUAUACAAGAAAACUCUCUCAGGGCAUUAUGAAAAAAGCAACUGAUCAACAGACACAAGCAUAUUUUGGACAGUUUAAGAUUAAAAAUAGUUCAAAAUAUAAAUCAACAACAGAUAUUCCAUUUCCAGAGACACAUAACGAGUUUUUAAAGACACAAGCAUUUGAACCAGUCGAAACUUUAAAAGCAAAACAAAUUUUAAUGAAAGAUUCACAUAGUAUUCACUCUUUAGUUCUCAAGCCAUUAUAUUUCCUUUUAUUAUCAAUUUUGACAUUAUCAUUGCAUAUGCUUGGCAUCAAGAGGAGAUAUAAUUUAUAUCUUACGAUAAUAUUUUUCGUUUUAACUUUAAGUAACAUUUUCUUUGCUAUUCUUGAGAUUAUUAAGCGCAGAAGAAAUACCACUCGCGAAAUAUUUAUUCCUGUUAAACAACAAAAGCAAGAAUUUGAUCUUCAAAAUCCAUAUCUCAAAUUUGUUAAAGAUAACUCAACAGUUGUUCCUCUUCCUACUGCUGUUUCGAAUGCUGCACUCGAUCUCUACCGUCCAUUUGUUCCAUCAGACCGUCCAACAGCUUCAUUUCAAUCAAAUGUCAAUACUCUUUCAAUCGACACUUCUAUCGACCAGCUUGCGGCGGAUUCCCUCAGAUCUCUUGGUCUUUCCGACUCAGAGUACGGCCAAUACCUUCUCAACUUCAAGACUUUCAUUUCAAAUAUUAUUCUCAAGAAAUUGGUCAAAGAAUUACAUUCAGACAGUCAUCUUAUCGAAGCUAUAGUAUCAUUACCCGCAUACGAGAACCACCGCGAGUACGUUAUCGAGAGAAUCAAGAAACUGGCCGCAUCUCAAUAUUUGGCCGGUCAUUUUGGCGACCGUGGCGAUCGUUUCAAGGACUCAGAGUGGAACAGCGAGAUGCCAUCCGACAACCAGAUCCUCAUGCAUGUUUUCGGAACAUGGCUUUCUUAUUUCAUGAGCCACAACAAGAAACAUCAUCUUACAAACAUUUUCAAGACGAAAUUCGUCACUUUAAAGAGAGAUCCUUCUCUCGAGUCCACCCAGGGACAGUUGCUUUGUGUCGAAGACUGGGUAAGAUUCUAUGUUCUCGCAAAAGAUAAAAAGACCGGCCAAACCAGAAGAUUUUGGGCUUUUCCAGGAAGAGAUUCGAUGUAUUCCGCGCUUGUAAUCUUCUUCUACAUCAUCAAGAGAGAUGAGAACAAUAUCCUCGACUGCGCUGAUUUGCAGGUCGAGCCAAUUUGUAUGGAUAGAGUAUUUUCAAUGUCAAGAUUUGAAUAA
Messenger RNA from Trichomonas vaginalis G3, 1311 nucleotides. RefSeq names its product cytochrome B561, N terminal-containing protein. The transcript has a single exon. Bases 1 to 1311 code for a protein of 436 amino acids. Gene Ontology annotation, cellular component: membrane. The record is from RefSeq and is a predicted model, not a curated record. Lineage: Eukaryota; Parabasalia; Trichomonadida; Trichomonadidae.